GUAAAUUACGUACAUAAACAUGCAUAUUACCCGAUCUUUUACGCACUUAGAGCGGCAUUCAUGCAUGAUCCUACGUUUUGUUUCGGAACUUCAGAUUUCCUCUAUGAAUCACCGGGGCUUUCAAGUUUCUCUUCUCCUUCCGAUGCUCUACUUUUGCCAACCCAGAAUGUAAAUAUUCCAUGCAAUUUCAUCUUUUGGAGAGCAUGCCGCUACUUGUUAUCAGUACUUUCAGUUUUAGGAGACUUUCCCUUUUUCAUUUUUGCAUUUCAAUCAGUGCGAGCCUAUUACAUGAUUACCAGGACAACGUCGAGAUGUACACUUGCAACUGGUGGUAAGACGAGGGCAAUGUACAACACCGAUACCACUUCUUUAGCGACGAAAACCACAACAUGCACACGCUAAUGACAACUUUGACAGCCAUCCAGUCAUUCCCACUGCGCAAAUGAAACACCAACAGUCUCAUUAUUUGGUGGGCAGUGACGCACCAGUGUCUCGACUUGGUCCCGUUUUCGCGUUGGCGCUUCCUUGCCAACGCGAAAAUGGCGAAAAGCUCACAGAACUGUCUAAUAAUAACAUUUCCCUUUACGGCAAUUCAAAAAUACAACGUACCCACUCAAUUAGGGCAAAUCUCUGCCCUAAUUGAACAACCAUAGAGCCCUUGGUAUAUCUCAAACACGACACUACACUCUUUGCUCAACAGAAACAGCACUUCCGUUAUCUUUGAAUGCACACUUCUCCCUCCAAAAAUGCGUGUUGAUCUGCAAAAACCACCUUGGAAUCUGAAAUGAAAUUCCGACCUGCUACCAAAAGUUCGGAUCUACCGCCUUUU
This is a messenger RNA of Williopsis jadinii, 829 nucleotides long. RefSeq lists its product as uncharacterized. The coding region runs from base 61 to 402 and encodes 113 amino acids. Lineage: Eukaryota; Fungi; Ascomycota; Saccharomycetes; Phaffomycetales; Wickerhamomycetaceae. The record is from RefSeq and is a predicted model, not a curated record. The transcript has a single exon.